UUCAGAAAAGAAAAACCCCUAUAAAUUGGGACCUAUAGCACCAUUCAUCUCACUUUUGUCUCAUAUUCUCUCCUAUAUUAUUCCAAGAAAGGAAAAGGAAAAAAUGGAGGAGAAAAGGGCCAAGUCUUUUUGGAUGGUCUUUAUGGUGCUGAGUUUGCUUGUAGGGCAGUCUUAUGCAGGUUCUUUCAGUGAUUGCUACAAAGGUUGCUUCCUUAUAUGUGUAAUCACACCUGGUGGUUCUAUCUUUAACUGUGCUACUAAGUGUGUCAAAGAUUGCAUCUUGCAAUCAUCAUCUAUCAAUUCUUUAGAUGAUAAACUACAAACCCAAUACUUCUGCAAGUUUGGCUGUGCUUCCUCUUUGUGCACCAACCUCAGCUCCAAAAGUGAUCCUGGGGAAAAGAAAGUGGCAAGCUGUGUGAAUUCCUGCUCAAACAGAUGCACCAAGAACUGCUCCCCAUGAAGAGUUGGUGUCUUAAUUUGUAACUGUUGUUAUUACUAGUUUUAAAGAUAACAGAUAAACCUUGAGACUAAACUAUGUUUGGUCUGUUAUUCUAGUGAAAAAGAAAGACGAUACAUUAAUAUACAGCAUAUUUGCAGUU
This is a messenger RNA of Ricinus communis (castor bean), 599 nucleotides long. Its product is annotated as thionin-like protein 2. The transcript is spliced from 2 exons. The record is from RefSeq and is a predicted model, not a curated record. Bases 104 to 460 code for a protein of 118 amino acids. NCBI's taxonomy places the organism in Eukaryota, Viridiplantae, Streptophyta, Magnoliopsida, Malpighiales, Euphorbiaceae.